AUCUAUUUGUACUCUGGAGGCGGUUAUGCCGUAUAUUUUGUAGCUUUCGAAUGUCCACGCUGUAGGCUAUGUAUCGCUGUGGAAUGUUUACUGUGUCAUCUCUUUCUUGAAGGAAAACCCGUUAUAUGGAAGCUUUCUUGGAACCCAAUCCGUCUUCAUCUUUCCUUGGCCUGGACUGCGAGGAACCUAAAUUAGACCAAAAUGGUUCAGUUUGGGAACAUAUGGAGCCUGACUGGCAACGCUCUCGCGUUUUCUUGUCUGCAGUCUAUUAAAGUCUCGGCGAGCCCGACUAUAAACGUUGCGUUGGCAACUUCAUUCACCUCUGCGCCAUAUCUUCUCGAGUUGCUUGAAACUGCCGGAGACGAAAAUUCAACCUCAUACUUCCCAUUACUAGACCGAAUCGCAGAAGGAUACUUUAAAGAUGCGAGAACAGACCUUGAACAGUACAACUCCUUCGUGAAGGUGCUCCGAGAUGAUGGACAUCUCGAUUCAGAGGGACUCGCCUCAUAUAGUCUUGCGCUUUCCCUGCGGACUUCUGCCCCAAGAAUUGAAGCCCAGUACCAAUUUUAUGACACAGCUAUUGAGCCGUCAGGGGACGAUUCCUCAUGCCCCGUAUGGGUUCUCUUUGGGGGCAAGAAGCAUUGCUCUCCCGCACUAGACGGGGCACAUGGCUACAAUGGUCGAAGAGGAACUGAACAACUGCAAUUUGAUAGAAUCACUGGGAAUCUGUCUGCGCCACCGUCCAUUCUUUACGCUGACAUUACGUCUUCGGAGUUUAACCAAUUCCACAAAAAAUUAAUCCAAAAAGCACAGAAUCAAGAGAUAUCAUACCGCAUUCGCCACAAGAAGCCAAAUGCUAAGGAAUCCAAACCUCUUGUCAUCGGUGGAUAUGGUGUCGAAUUGGCUCUAAAGCGCACAGACUACAUAGUCAUUGAUGAUAGAGAAGCUGAAGCUCAAGUGCAAGAAGAGUCGAUAAAGAUGGAAGUUGUUCUUGAAGAUGAAGAGCUUGCGGACUUGAAGCCUCUUUCAGCAUCUGAACUGGCAUCUCUUGGGCUAAAAGCAUCGAGUUUUAUUAUGCAAAGUGAAAACCCGUUCGAGGUGUUGACUCGACUUUCUCAAGACUUCCCGAGAUAUUCAUCAGCCAUUGCUGCCCAUAACGUAUCAUCUGAUUUUGCUGAGGAACAUCUUUAUAACCGCGGUCAGCUAGUGCCAGCCGGUGCGAAUGUUGUUUGGAUCAAUGGUUUGCAGGUACCGACGAGGCAAAUGGAUUCCUUCAGCAUGCUUGACAUACUGCGGAAGGAAAGGAAGCUCCUGAAUAAGUUUUCUCAGCUCGGGUUGACUGGGUCGCAAACGAUCAGCCUCCUGUCUCACAAGGAUAUCGCAUUCACGAAGGCUGACGAUGAACCCGCGAGAUUUGAUUGGAGAGACGAUGGUGACGGAGAUGUUAUCAUAUGGCUAAACAACAUUGAAAAGGACAAGCGCUAUGACGGUUGGCCGGCAACUGUUAGAACGCUUUUACAAGGAGGAUAUCCGGGGCAGUUGCCUCAGGUACGGAAAGACCUGUUCAAUCUAGUUUUCCCCGUCGAUUUGUCAAAUAUUGAGGAUGUAGAACUCGUCGUCACGCAGUUAUCGGGAUUUGUUAAAAGGGCAUUGCCGUUACGAUUCGGUCUGGUGCCGCUCACAAAUUCCAACGCUGCGCUCGAACAAGCCAUGAUUGUUUAUUACCUACUAGACAGUUAUGGCUUGUCAACUAUGGUGGCCUACCUUAACGGAUAUUUUGCCUCGAAGGGAACCAAAUCGUCGAGAAAUGCCAAUUUUGAAGCUGCAAUCGAGGAGCGUAAACUCCUGGGCUACAAAGUAGCCAAAUCACUGGAAGAGGUUCUAGACGCAAACGAGGCCAACGGGUCAAUCGCACAUUCGAAACAAUGGAACUUCAGACUUGGAGCAAAUGAAAAAGUACCUUCGGUGUUUGUGAAUGGAGCUGCUGUGCCGCGCGAUGAGAACUGGAUGCAAGGGAUGAGCCAGCGUGUUCAGAUGGAUCUCCGACUUAUGCAGCGCGCAGUUUUCGAAAAUACCGUAACUGAUGAUCACUGGCCUCCUAUGCUGUACCUGCACGAUGCCGCUUCUGGCCGAAACCCCUUCCUCAUGCCAGAGAACGACAAAGAUCUUCAACUGUUUGACGUCAACGCCAUUUACUCUGACCAUGCCGAGGCUUUGGACGGGCUUCCUGUUGUGAAAAACGACCCAUCUGCAGUGCAGGAUGACUGGGCACAAAUGAUUCUGAUAGCUGACGUGAAGAGCACGCAAGGUAAACAUCUUUUAACAGCGGCUGCUGAGUUUACCAAGAGGAACCCAUCAGUUGAGCUCGUUAUUGUCCCCAGUUCAGAGACUCCAGCAGGAAUAUUGAGCGUAUACGAGUAUAUGACGGCAAGAUUGUUCCAACCACUGAAAUCUGACGGUGAUUUGGAUAGACUUGUCGAAACUGUGUCCAUAACCGCUGGCGAUGAAGAACGGCAGAUUACAACCCAGAUGUCAGAAAAAUGGUCCGCGAUAGAAGGCUUUUUGGGGUCGUUGGGACUAAGGCCUGGCCAACAGGGGCUUUUGUUGAAUGGACGAUUGGUCGGCCCAAUUCUGAGUGAGAUCGAGAUGGCGGUCAGUGAACUAGAGCAGCUCCUCGGCUUUGAGCGAACCAAACGAAUCAGACCUGUUUUGGCGGCUGUUAAAGCUCUCGGAAUCUCCGAAGCAAUCAGCGACCCGCUGGCGAGCUCUAAGCUCACAUCACUUGUGACAUUGUCAUUCAUUUCCAAUGUCCCAGAAGGAAUUUUCGAGCAAGCAUCGACUUUGAGAAUCGAUUCCUUCAAGGCGUGGAAAUCCGAGUAUACAGCUAUUGAAAUCGGCGACGAGUCUACUGCUUCCAUUCAUAUCCAAGUCGCCCUGGACCCAGCGAGCCAGGAAUCACAGCGCUGGAUCCCUAUCUUGAAAGUCCUGUCAGAGCUGAAUGGAGUGUAUUUGAAACUGUUCCUCAACCCCAAGGAUAUACUUAUGGAGAUCCCAAUCAAGCGCUUUUACCGUUAUGUCCUGGAGUCAAAGCCGCUGUUUAACGCCGAUGGUAGUUUAAAGGACAUCAAGGCACAGUUUGCGAGCGUACCUCAGGAAGCUCUGUUAACGGUAGGCAUGGAUGUGCCAGCUCCAUGGCUUGUAGCACCGAAGCAAUCAGUUACCGAUUUGGAUAACAUUAAGUUGAGUUCCGUUAACGGCGAUGUCAAUGCUGUCUAUGAGCUACAGCAUAUCUUAAUCGAAGGGCACUCGUCGGAUAAGGAGACCGGACAGGCUCCAAGAGGGGCCCAGCUUCUCUUGGGAACUGCAGCUGAUGCCCAUUUUGCUGAUACAAUCAUCAUGGCCAACCUUGGAUACUUCCAAUUCAAGGCGAACCCAGGCUUCUAUAAGAUAAACCUACAAGAGGGUCCCAGUUCCAAGAUUUACAGCAUCGACACGCUCGGAGCAUCAUUACGCGAUGCCACGAAACCCGACGAAACAACUGAAAUCUCCCUCAUCAGCUUCCAAGGCCUCACCCUCUUCCCGCAAUUAUCCCGCAACCCCGGCCAGGAAACCGAAGACGUCCUCGAGCCCACAACAGACCUCAAAGACGACAUACUCAGCAAGGGCCGCAAACUCGCCCAAAACAUCCUCGGCCUCGGCAAGAAGUCCACCGCCGUGCAAACCACGCCGCAAGCAGAAAUCAACAUCUUCUCCGUCGCCAGCGGGCACCUCUACGAGCGCAUGCUCAACAUCAUGAUGGUCAGCGUGAUGAAGCACACCAACCACACCGUGAAAUUCUGGUUCAUCGAACAAUUCCUCUCCCCCUCCUUCAAGCAAUCCAUCCCCUCCCUGGCCGCGGCCUACAACUUCGACUACGAGAUGGUGACUUACAAGUGGCCCCACUGGCUGCGCUCCCAGUCCGAGAAACAGCGCGAGAUCUGGGGUUACAAGAUUCUAUUUCUUGACGUCCUGUUCCCCUUAUCACUUGAUAAGGUGAUCUUCGUCGACGCAGACCAGAUCGUGCGUACCGAUAUGCGGGAGCUCGUUGAUAUCGACCUCCAAGGCGCACCGUACGGGUUCACCCCCAUGUGCGACUCCCGCGCCGAGAUGGAAGGCUUCAGAUUCUGGAAACAGGGGUACUGGAAAUCCUUCCUCCGCGGUCUCCCCUACCACAUCUCAGCCCUCUACGUCGUCGACCUGCGCCGCUUCCGCGAGAUCGCCGCCGGCGACCGAUUACGGCAGCAGUACCACCAACUCAGUGCCGACCCCGCGAGUCUAGCGAACCUGGACCAAGAUCUGCCGAAUCAUAUGCAAGCGCACCUCCCGAUAUACAGUCUGCCGCAGGAGUGGUUGUGGUGCGAGACGUGGUGUAGUGAUGAGAGUCUCGGGGGGGCAAAGACGAUUGAUCUUUGUAAUAAUCCGAUGACGAAGGAGCCGAAGUUGGAUAGGGCGAGGAGGCAGGUGCCGGAGUGGGGGGUUUAUGAUGAUGAGAUUGCGGGGGUGUUUAAGGCUGCGAGGGAGGGGAAGGUGGGGGAGGAGUUGGGGGAGGAGUUGGGGGGGAGGAAUGAGAAGAGUAGGACCCUGGUGGAGGAGGUGGUGAAGAAUACGAAGAGUAGGACUAUGGAGGCGGAGGCAACGAAGGGGGUGAAGGAUGAGCUAUAG
Molecule: messenger RNA, 4701 nt
Organism: Pseudogymnoascus destructans
Lineage: Eukaryota; Fungi; Ascomycota; Leotiomycetes; Thelebolales; Thelebolaceae
Exons: 4
Coding region: 202-4701 (1499 amino acids)
Cellular component (GO): endoplasmic reticulum
Molecular function (GO): UDP-glucose:glycoprotein glucosyltransferase activity
Source: RefSeq, a predicted model, not a curated record